AAAUACUCCAGUUUGCUACCAAUUGUAGCCCCAGAACGAGCUCGCCGCUUUGUGCGUUCCGAAAACUGGUAUCUACUCGCAGUUGCCAUAGUAACGAAAUACAAUAUGGCGGCUCAAUAACAAUGACAGUCCGAUAAAAUGUAAUUUCGUUCGCGAAAUUUAGCGUUCUAAAUCGUUUUGCAUGCUUCAAUGUUCUCCCAAUAGUGAUGCCUGAAUUGUGUGCAACGGACGCUUUUUAUAAACAGCUCAAAAGUCUUCGAAUUGAAGACUUUCCUUGCGGCCUUGGAUCUUGGAGGCAAGCAUUGGGCCGAAGUGUAUCAAAAUAUGAUUCUGGUGGAGUGCAGUAUGAAAGUGUCGAAGCUUUGCUAGACCUUGAGAAAAGUUCUCCAUAUGCUGUUGAUGGUGGUUGGAGCAAAGAGGCAGCAGACUUACGAAAGAUUGCCAUAGAGACGCCACAUUUCUUGCAAGAUCCUAGUUUCGUAUUGAGACACUUCACAACGCUCAGAAUUAUAGACAAAAAUGUUAACAUCAUAGACGAAGGUAUUUUAAAGUUCGUUAACUUAAAGGAGUUAAUUCUGUCUGCAAAUCAUAUCAGCAAGAUAGAUGGGAAAAAUUUACCGAAAGGAUUAGAGGUCCUAGAGUUAGCUGCAAACAAUGUCUCUGACCUAAGUGCAUUGAAAUCUGCCAAUCUUUGCUCAUUGCUGCAUCUUGGCUUGGCUCAAAAUCAGGUCACUAACAUUUUACCACGUUCUUAUACUCCUUCAAAAUGGCCAUCAUUGCUAUCACUUGAUCUCAGCUACAACAACCUCAGCAAUCUUCAAAGUACUGUAGAAAUUCUGAAACAACUUCCAGCUCUCAGAAAUCUUCUACUUGUCGGUAAUCCACUUCAUUUGGCGAAAUGCUACCAUGGUUUCUUGAUUGACAGCAUUCCAGGUCUUUCGUAUCUUGAUAAUCAAGAGGUCUCCGCUGAUGAUAAACAUCGUUUCAAAUCAUUUUCUAAAAUCAAAGAUUUAGACGUGAAUAACAGUUAUGUGACUCUUCGAAUCAUUGGCAUAAAUGAUGUUAAGAAUCCUGUCCAAAUAGAGGACCCCGAAGAUGGCGAUUUUCCAAAAGUUGAGCAUAAAUAUCACGUCGAAUUUAUGUUCAUGAAGGACAAGGUUGAAAAACAAAGCGAUAUUACUGAAAAUAUCGAUGGUAAAGAAUUCGAAGAUACCGCCGCAAACGAUAGCGAAGGCAACCUUGAUUGUAUUUCCACUGACAACCUACUUUGGGCAGAGAUGCUUGAGUUUGACUUCUGUAAAACGAUCAAGAUUUCUGAGCUGAGUCGGCUUAGGAGUUUUCUCAAAGACGGCAUCACUUUCGGGGUGGUUGCCGUAAAACACUCGUACGUGCCGGACGACCCAAGCCUUAGCGAGGAUCAAAACAUUGCUGCUGUGGUAGCUGGCGAGAAAACACAGGAAAAGCAUGCCGUCAAAACUAGUGCGUCUAAAGAUCGUAUUAAAUUGGACGGGAAAAAGUCGGCGAAAACUAAGAGUGCUGUCAAGGUGACGGUUGGGAAGGAAAAAGGCGGGAAAAAGGACAAACGUGACGUUAGCGAGUUAUUCGAACUACCCCAGGAGCGCAAAACCGUGGGCACAUGUCACGUGUUUCUUGCGUCAUUUCUGGAUGGCGAUACUGUGGUCAACGUCAGCUCUCCGUGUGUGGAGGAGAAUACGGGGGGUGAAAAUGAUCGGACAACUGAGGGUGAUGCAGAACUGCAGAGUGCUAAACGAUCUGAUGACAAGAAGAAAGGGAAAGGGGAUGGAGACAAACAUCCUAAAAUUAUGCCUCCAGCAAAAGGUAAGACGAAAUCCGCAAAUCCUCUUGCUGGAAAAGGAAACAAAGGUGGAAAGGGAAAAGAUAAAGUGGAAGAAUUAAGUGAGGCACACGGUGACGAGGAAGCACCACCCCCGCCGCCACCGUUGUCUAUAAAACUGGAGGUGAAGCUGGAGCGUUUGACUUGCACAAAAGAUGCUUUGGUAGAAGACAAAAGCUAGAUUAUUCCAAAUGUUGUACAUUAUGUAGAGUUUUGUACAGUAACGUUUUGUGAUCAUAAGUUAUUUAAAUUCACAGAAAUGGAUUGAA
Dendronephthya gigantea is the source of this 2124-nucleotide messenger RNA. RefSeq names its product leucine-rich repeat-containing protein 43-like. The transcript is spliced from 12 exons. The coding region runs from base 207 to 2036 and encodes 609 amino acids. The record is from RefSeq and is a predicted model, not a curated record. Gene Ontology annotation, molecular function: protein binding. NCBI's taxonomy places the organism in Eukaryota, Metazoa, Cnidaria, Anthozoa, Malacalcyonacea, Nephtheidae.